Molecule: messenger RNA, 273 nt
Organism: Postia placenta MAD-698-R-SB12
Lineage: Eukaryota; Fungi; Basidiomycota; Agaricomycetes; Polyporales; Adustoporiaceae
Exons: 1
Molecular function (GO): RNA-DNA hybrid ribonuclease activity; nucleic acid binding
Source: RefSeq, a predicted model, not a curated record
CGUCUCACGUUACGAUGGAUUCCCAGCCAUGUCGGCGUCCCGGGCAACGAAGCAGUUGAUCACCAAGCGAAAAUGGCAGCGCGUCAGAGGCCUGACCCCCCUAACAUGACAGCGCUGCCCCGAGUACUCCGCAAAUCACUGCCCAUGAGCGUCGCCGCCCUGAAACAGCACAGAACGGCCAACCUCAAACGAGAAGCUCUCACCCGUUGGAAAACAUCCCCUCGCUGCGACAGACUACGCCGAAUCGACCCCACUCUCCCAUCGAACAAAUUC